UGUGUGACACAGCACAGCGCUGCUCUUGCAGAGAGUAGACUUUGAUGAAUCCGCAUGCGCAGCAGUCAGUGCGUGCAGGAGAGAAAAAAAGUUUGCGUAUCGAUCUUUUUACAAGAGUAUUGCUCAGUAUCAAUACCAGCGUUGGUAUCGCUUUUAGGAUCGAUCCGCCCACCUCUACUCGACACAGAACACCACAUCACUAGAGACCAACCGUGAGGGAUCAGAUACUUUGUGUCCCAGCUGAGUAGCAGCAGGAGGAGGAGAGCCUGACGGAGCAGCAGAGGAACAUAUUCAUCCAUUUGGACUCAGCUCAGCCCCUGCAGAGAAAACAAUGAGCUCAACACAACAGGACCAACAUGGAGUGAGAAGUCAGCACUCUCAGGAAGCCGACAAACCUCACACAAGGAAGGGAGGCAAGAAAUAUAGCUGUGAUCUGUGUGGGAAGGAUUUUACUGCGAAGUCUUACCUAAAAAUACAUCAACUCAUCCACACUGGAGAGAGACCAUUCAGCUGUGAGUUGUGUGAAAAGUCCUUUGCUCAUCUUGAAAGUUUGAAAAAACACCAACUCAUCCACAGUGGAGUGAAAGCGUACAGCUGUGAUCAGUGUGGUAAAGCUUUUACUCAAAGUAGCCACUUACGGAGGCAUCAAGUUUCCCACUCUGGAAUUAAAGCAUACAGCUGUGACAUCUGUGGACAAACUUUCAGCCUUCUAGGGACUCUAAAUAGACACCUACGCAUUCACACUAGACACAAUGUGUACCCCUGUGAUCAAUGUGGUAAACCUUUUACAACUGAGAAACAGUUACAACGCCAUAAUGUUACCCACACUGAGGAAAGACCUUACAAAUGUGACCUGUGUGAGAAGGCUUUUAAAGAUACGGAGUGUCUAAAAAAACACCAAGAGAUCCACACCAGAAAGACACCAUACAAGUGCAGUUACUGUGAGAAGCAGAGCCACACAGAUGGAUCUGGUUCUCAGCCCUGUCCUCACUGUGGUGGUGGAAAAGCGUUUCGCUGUGACCUUUGUGGGAAAACUUACAAUCAAAAAACAAGCCUGAAAUGGCAUCAACUCAGACACGCUGGACACAAACUGCAUGAAUGCAGGGAAUGUGGGAGGGACUUCACCACAUCAAAUAAAUUAAAACGCCAUGAACUCAUCCACAGUGGGAUUAAAAAGCAUCUCUGUGACCAGUGUGGGUCAUCCUUCACCACUGCACAUGAGCUUACAGUGCAUACACGUGUCCACACAGGAGAGAAACCAUACAAGUGCAGACACUGUGAGAAAAGCUUCUCACAUUCAAGUAGUCGUAACCUCCAUGAACAUACACAUGUUGAAGGGAACUACAGCUGUGACCAGUGUGACAAGAGCUUCAGGAAUCUCCGUUCAUACGCUGAACACCAACGAUCCCACGCUGCAAGGAAACUGUUUCACUGUCACCAAUGUGCAAAAACAUUCACUUCAUUAUCUGCUCUGUCCAAACAUCAGCGUGAUCAUGCAGGGCAGAAAUCAUUCCCAUCACUGGAUCACAAGGAGUCUGCAGAGUCAGAAACCUCCUCUUGGGGUCAAACUUAAAAACCUUGAGAUCCGGCUCCACAGAAUUCCGAUGGAAUCUCCUGUAAAGAUCCUUAUCCUGAUCAGAUGAGGUAGCUCUGGUUUCUGGACUUGCAGUGAAUAAUCCUACAAUAUAUAAACUCAAAACUUCAUGCACAUCCAGACUUAUGUUUAGACUAUAUAGUCUUAUCCCCCUUUUAUAAUUGACAAGAACUUAUCCCAAACCAAUAAAUAUAAUUCCUUUUGAUUGUGCAACUUAUCAAUAACUCAAAAGAUGCCAUCUCUGCCAUACACCUCAUCUGAUCUCGAUACACUGGACCAUCUUCUCCAUUUACAGAGAAUAACUGGCAGCUGUGAUAAAGCCUGAAACGGGCAGUGCAGAUUCUGGAUUAGAGAUGUUGGGCGCCGUGUGUACCCACCCAUCCUUGCAUUGUUUUGAUAAUUUUUUGCCAGAAAGGUUUAACAACAGGGCAAUCUCACAUUGCGUGCACUGAAGUCCCUUCAUAAUAUUUGGAUUCCCAACACAAAUAAUUCUCCAGUGAACCUAUUUUAUGAAGGCGAGUAAAAUAACAUCAGGGAAUUAUCUUGUAGUGGGUAAACUUUUCUCUUGUAAA
Archocentrus centrarchus (flier cichlid) is the source of this 2166-nucleotide messenger RNA. Its product is annotated as zinc finger protein 271-like. The transcript is spliced from 4 exons. Bases 332 to 1573 code for a protein of 413 amino acids. Lineage: Eukaryota; Metazoa; Chordata; Actinopteri; Cichliformes; Cichlidae. Gene Ontology annotation, molecular function: RNA polymerase II cis-regulatory region sequence-specific DNA binding; DNA-binding transcription factor activity, RNA polymerase II-specific. Gene Ontology annotation, biological process: regulation of transcription by RNA polymerase II. The record is from RefSeq and is a predicted model, not a curated record.